AGGGCGAGGCAGCUCACGACUUGGCGUGGGAGGAUUCGCCUCGGAUUGACUCCGUCAAGGAUCGCUCGCUCGCUCACCUCCCUCGCGACCACUGUCUCUCGCGAGCGAUCCUGCGAUCGCCGUCGAUCGCACCGGCGCAGGGCAGAGCGCUUCGCAGGCGGGAGGGGAGCGGAUCGAACGUUGGUUCGGAGGAAAGCGAGCGAGGACGGCUUCUUGCUGCAGGCACUUUGAUUCGGCGGCACCAUGAGCCCAGAGAGGAGCUCUUCCCGUCGGCAAGAUUCCGCAGAUCGUGACAGUGACGCCGAAGGUGAGAAGGAGUACCUGUCGCUGGUGCAGCAGCAGAGGAGGCUGCAGAGCGAGCAGCGUGUGUACAAGCGAGAAUCAACCUCCGAAAUCCGCAAGCAGAUGCAGGAGCUGUCUCGUCUGGAGGAAGAGAGAAAGUCCACUCUCCAGAAGCUGGCAGUGGCUGCCAGCCAUCGAGGAGGACAGAGGUACAGCGCGGGAAGAGUGUCCUCACUCCUGGCAAGAAACGGACAUCUCGAUGAGCAGAUUGAGCAGGAGCUGCAAAGACAGCAAAUGCUGGACGACCAGAUCGGGGCCAUGGAGAAAAACCUUGAGCGCAAGCGAGCGGCUCCAGUGAAGCAGCUCCACCUGCACAGCAAGAUUCACAACGCGAGUACGCGGCUGGACACGACGAAUACGAAGCUGGGUGAGCAGCUGACGGAGAACGGGCGACUGCGAGGGGACAUCGACACCCUGCGUUGCGAGCGCGACAAGUUCCUCGUCGUCCACAGCAAGCUCGAGAAGGAGCUCAAGGACCUGAAGAAGGAGAUGAAAGCAUCGAUGGAGGCAGCGAGCGAAGCUCACCAAUCGAGGGAGGAUGCGCAGGCCAAGCUGAGCCGCGUGCGGGAGCAGAACGAGAAGGAGGUGGAGAUGUUCCACGCGGAGUUGCGCGAGCUGCAGCUGGCGAGUGACCACGAGGGCGGGCUGCAGCGCUUCCUGCUGGAGAAGGACAAGCGGCGAGUGUCGCAAGACGAGCUGGAGCGCAGCCAACGCAAGCUGGACGAGGCGAGACGCAAGCGCUUGGAGGAGCAGCGGGAGGCGGUGGCGCGGUACGAUGCGGCGUCUCAGCAGAUCGCGGCGCUGCUGGAGGGUGACGGCUCCCCCGGCGGCGGCGGCGGUGGCGGCACCGGCAGCCCCAGAGCCGGGCGCGUGGCCAAGGGCAGCCUCGCCGAGCUGAGCGACACCGAUGUCAGGCGGCUGCAGGAACUGGCAGGGAUGAGCCGUCGCAGGUCGGUGGCCCUGCCGGCGUUCCUGCACGCGUCGGCGGGCACGGAGGCGGAGGGGUCGCGCCGGACGCACCGCCGCAUGUCGACCCUCGCCCUCGCACUCGGGCUCGACGAUGGCGAGGGCAUCCGCGAAGCGAUCCGGCGCUCCCUGGAGAAAGACGGCGGCACUGGUGAUCGGAGCGGGCAGGAGGUGGAUGGGGAACUUUUCUACUCCAAGUUUAUGGAGCGGGAAGAAAACAACUUCGCCCUCUACAACUACGUCUCGGAGCAGAGUGCGGCCAUCCAGCAGCUCAACGAUGAGAUCGACAAGCUGACGGCCGAGCUGCGCGACGGCCGGCGGAGCGAUGCGGAGCGCGACUCGCGGCUCGGGGACGAGGCGCGCCUGCUGGAGGAGCGGGCGCGAAACGCCGGCCGCGAGGCGGAGCGGCUGCGUGGCAACAAUCGGCGGCGGCGCAGGAUGGGCAGCCAGCUGCAGAGCGAGAUCAGUUCUCUUCUGAGUCACAUUGGAGGGUCUGAAGGCUCAGCUGGGCUCUGUUUUGGCCAUGGCGAGGACUUAUUGGAGCAGGUGGUGAUGACCACCCUUGGCCAUGUGGAGCAACGAGCCAACGAGCUACUGACAGCUCGUGCUUAUCAGCACUACCAGGAUGCGGACGCGGUGCCGGAGCGAGGUGGCUCCACGUGGCAACUCCUCAGCCUCCCCCCACCGACCCAGGCUGCGAACUUUGACCUUGAGCUUCCAUCCACCAAGCUCGUGAGCGGCAGCGACAGCGAGGGGGGGAGCAGCGAUGAUGAGCAACUGCUGACGGACACAGAACUCAGGGACAAGGCUUUGCAGUCUGUUCUUCGCCACGAGACAAAGGAGUGAAGAAGAGUCUAUGCACGCGAGUUACAAGGCAUUAUUACAUCCGUUCAGAAUUUUAAACCGACACGUUCUGUGUAUGACAACAACGAAAUUCGCAACAAUCAAAUGUGUGCGACACAGACUGCAAUGAGGCUUGUUGUGAUGGCCACAAAUCUUGUUGGUUUGUUAGUGGCCUUAAACGAUAAUGUGGUUACUCUUUGGUUCUUUCGGUAAAGUCACGUAGGCAUCAAAUAAAAUAAAUCACGACGUUUCGAUUGCAACACAAGCAAUCAUCAUCAGGUGGGAAAACCACGGCAAUAAUUUUUUUUUUGCUCAAGUGGGAGAGAGAGUUGCCGUGGUAAGAGGUUAUAUAGGCAAGA
Messenger RNA from Lethenteron reissneri (Far Eastern brook lamprey), 2510 nucleotides. RefSeq names its product outer dynein arm-docking complex subunit 1-like. Gene Ontology annotation, cellular component: axoneme. NCBI's taxonomy places the organism in Eukaryota, Metazoa, Chordata, Hyperoartia, Petromyzontiformes, Petromyzontidae. Gene Ontology annotation, biological process: outer dynein arm assembly; cilium movement. The record is from RefSeq and is a predicted model, not a curated record.